GUUAGAUCAGCCAUAUCUGAGAAAACAGACUCCCCUUUGAGCAAGCAGCAUCUUUAACUAGUAAGUAGCUACUAACUAGUAGCUACGGGCGUCUUUCUAAAUCCUUCUAGCAGCAAGUGUGUAAGGUGAUUCCAAUCCUGUUGUUGCGCGGUCUCUAAACCCUAAGUUCUAGUUUGUUACAACCCUCUCCCCCCCACCAUAAUCAUGUCUUGCUUUGGUGGACUUUCUUAUCUAUUUCACUUGGAAUCGCUGAUGAAUGCUUGCUAUGAUGGACGAUGCUAGAAAAAAACUAAGAACCCAUGUCGGUCAAUUUCGCGUUCUGAAGAUGCUUCCACUUACGUAAGUAUAUAUAUGUACCAGGGAGGGAGGCCCCCCCCCUGUGGAUGGAUCUGUGGGGGACCACGCCAGAGGGGUCCAGCCUUGCCACCUUUGCCAGGUCUGUCGAGGGGCUGCCGGGCGGGAAGGCCUCAAAGCGCCCACUUCUGACCCCUUCCCGCUUCUUGCCUGUGCCCUACAGACCUGGCAGACGAGGCAAGGCGGGAACCCACCCCCUUGGCGUAGGGUUGGGCACAUGCAACACGCCAGAGGGUUCCAGCCUUGCCACCUUUGCCAGGUCUGUCGGGUACAUGCAGCACGCCAAGGGGGUGGGUCCCGCCUUGCCUCCUCUGCCAGCUCUGUCGGGUACACGCAACACCACAAGAGGGCCCAGCCUUUGCCACCUUUGCCAGGUCUGUAGGGUACAUGCAAGAAGCGGGAAGGGAUCAGAAGUGGGCGCUUUGAGGCCUUCCCGCCCGGCCGCCCCUCGAAAAGAGGGGCCGGGGCGGGGAGGCCCCCCCCCCUCAAAAAGUUAGAUCGGGGGGGAGGGGGGGCCUCCCGCCCUGAGCCCUGGAACAUAUAUGGACCCCUUGACCUUGUGCACCUUGACAAACCCACCCCGACCUAGCAUCUAUUAGAUUGAGGCUCCA
Amoebophrya sp. A25 is the source of this 965-nucleotide messenger RNA. NCBI's taxonomy places the organism in Eukaryota, Dinophyceae, Syndiniales, Amoebophryaceae. The record is from the annotation of a GenBank genome assembly.